Messenger RNA from Microplitis demolitor, 3810 nucleotides. It is a transcript of the gene Ac3, whose product is annotated as adenylate cyclase type 3. Gene Ontology annotation, molecular function: adenylate cyclase activity. The transcript is spliced from 10 exons. The record is from RefSeq and is a predicted model, not a curated record. Gene Ontology annotation, biological process: adenylate cyclase-activating G protein-coupled receptor signaling pathway; cAMP biosynthetic process; intracellular signal transduction. NCBI's taxonomy places the organism in Eukaryota, Metazoa, Arthropoda, Insecta, Hymenoptera, Braconidae. Bases 3 to 2861 code for a protein of 952 amino acids.
UCAUGUCCCACCGUCAAAUUUUACCAAAUGAGGAGUCGUACCUAAAAUCAGGUCGGCCCUCGAGAAUUUUUAAAACCAGUUUUGCGAAUCCUAAUCUUGAACGGCUUUACCGAGCUUCAUCACUUCAACAAAGACGUGGUGGACUUCAUUGUUUUCUUAUAUCAGCUAUACUCUAUGACAUGUAUAUGUUAAUAUCACCAGAUGUUGAAGUAACGACUAAAGGAAUUUUUGCUGUAUUUUUGGGUUUAAAUUUGGGACUAUUAGCUCUUGCUGAACGUGGCACUCGGGCUAGAGAUAAGCUUUGGUCGACAAUGCCACACUUGGCUUGGCAAUUAUCAACAGCUCAAAUAUUGAUACAUUUAUUUCUAAAAAAUAAUGUGGUCACACCAAGAGAUAGUUUCGGAUGGUUACUUUUACUUCUUUAUCUUCUUUUUGCUACUUUACCGCUCAGGCUUCUUCAUGUUGCGUUACUGGUACUUGGUACAGCUUCAACUUAUAUUGUUGCUGUUGUUGGACUAGCUAAAGUUCCUUCUCAAACGCCGCUUGAAGUUCUGAUAAUAACAGUGACACUGUCAGCUGGGGCAGCAAUUCUAGGAGCAUCAAGUUACUCAUUGGCAGAGUUCCAACAACGUCGCGCAUUCUUAGAGACCCGUCAAAGUUUGCAGGUUCAGUUAGUGAUCGAAGAGCAAAGUGCCGAGCAAGAAAGAUUACUUUUAAGUGUACUACCAGAACACGUGGCUGUUAAAAUGCGUCAAGAUUUGGGUGCAUCAUUUGAUACUCAAUUCAAAAAAAUUUAUAUGUCAAGGCAUGAAAAUGUUUCAAUUCUCUAUGCUGAUAUUGUAGGAUUUACAGCAAUUUCAUCAACAUACAGUGCAAGCGAACUUGUUAAAAUUUUAAACGAACUUUUUGCUCGUUUCGAUCAAUUGAGUGAACGGUAUGAGCAAUUACGAAUUAAAAUUCUGGGUGAUUGUUACUAUUGUAUCAGUGGUGCUCCAGUUGAGCGACCAGAUCAUGCAAUAUUGUGUAUACACAUGGGUUUAUCAAUGGUAGAAGCAAUAAAAUAUGUUCAAGCAACGACUAAAAGUCCUGUGGACAUGAGAGUCGGUAUUCAUACUGGAGCUGUGCUUGCUGGUGUUCUUGGCCAGAGACAGUGGCAAUUUGACGUUUAUAGCAAGGACGUAGAGCUGGCUAAUAAAAUGGAGAGCAGUGGAAUGGCUGGACGUGUUCAUAUCUCAAAUGCAACAUUAAAUUUUCUCAAUGAUGAAUUUGAAGUUGAACCAGCGUAUGGGGAAAAACGUGAAGAAGCUUUAGCUAAAGCUGGAUUAGUUACUUAUUUUAUUGUUAGGACAUUGAAACCAUUUAAACCGGCUAUAACUAAAAGUCUCGCAUCACUUGCUGAUGCUGAAAAUAAUACUCAAAGGAUAAUGAAUCACGGUGAUAUAAAGAGUAAUAAUAAUAAUGUAAAUAGCAAAGAAGAUUCAGAAGAUUUUCGUGAACGAUUACGACAGGAACUCGGGAAUAGAGAUGGAGGAGCUGAAUUAAAAGGAAAUGCUUCUUGGUUAACAUUACAUUUUACGGAUCCAAAUGUUGAGUCCGCUUUCCACUGUAGUGGAGAAGCAUUUUCACCUUUAUCACUGCUGGGCGGUCCCUUGGUGAUGGUUUGUGCUGCACCAAUAUGGAGAUUACAGCCCUGGGGACCUUUUACCUGGGGUGGUGCAGGUGUUGUGACUCUUUUUGGAGUUGUUCUUGCUGGUGCAACAUGCCUAAGUAGUGCCGUUCGAGCUCGAUGGCUUAGACGAACUCUUGCCCUUCUUAUGAUUUUUUCUCUCAGUGUUUUUUUAUUGCUGGAUAUGGUUAAUUGUGGGAUUGUUGAAGAUGUUGAUCCACCGACAAAUGCAUCCUUAAAUUGGUCACCACGUUGUCCCUAUCCAUCGUAUUAUUCUUAUGUUGGAGUACUUGCGUUGAUUGUAAUUUCUAUGCCAACAUAUAUUAGUUACUUAGGCAAAUCAGUAUUAAUGUUUUUACUAGCUGGUGCGCAAUGUUCGAUGAAUAUUCUAAUGCUUGGACAUUGUCUUGAUCGUGAAGAUAUAGCUUCUACAUUACCACCACCAGAUCAGCCAGUUGCCUAUCCACUCAAGUAUUCAUUGUCAGCUACACUGCUUACCAUUGCUUCAACUCUUGUUGUUGUUUCAAGAUACGCAGAGAAAGCACGUAGAAUACUAUAUUUACGAGGUAGAGAAGUAGUCGCCCAGAGAGAACGUGCAGCAGACAUGAAGCGAAGAAACGGUGCAUUGAUUUAUAACAUCUUACCGCCUCAUGUAGCUACAUACUUUUUAUCAACAACUCGGCAUCACGACGAUCUUUACAGCCAGAGUUACGCUGAAGUAGGAGUACUUUUUGCAAGUAUGCCAAAUUUUGCUGAUUUUUACAGUGAAGAAAGUAUUAAUAAUCAAGGUCUUGAAUGCUUGAGGUUUCUCAAUGAAGUAAUAUCCGACUUUGAUGCGAUUCUAGAUAAAAGUGAGUUCAAGUGUAUCAUUAAGAUAAAGACGAUUGGCUCAACUUAUAUGGCAGCCUCAGGAAUUUCGGAAUGUGCAGAGCCUGAAGAUGGGCCUAGAUGGGGACAUUUAUCUACACUAGUUGGAUUUGCUCUGGAACUAAAAAAAGCACUCUCUAUUCUUAAUGAGCAAAGUUUCAACCACUUUGUUUUGAAAAUGGGUAUCAAUCAAGGACCAGUUACAGCUGGUGUUAUUGGUGCUAGAAAACCUCAUUAUGAUAUUUGGGGUAAUACUGUUAACGUUGCUUCAAGAAUGGAAAGUACAGGAAAAGUUGGUCAUAUUCAAAAUUUACCUGGGAAGAGUUAAAUGCGACCAUCAAGCAGUGCAAGCCGAAAAAAUCACUUGGUCCUGAUAACAUUAGUAACGAAUUUUACAAAUCACUGCCUCAAAACUGGAAACUGUACACCUUUGGCUAAAACUAUUCGAGCUGGGAGUCAGUGCCAAGAUGGUGAGGUUACUUAGAAAUAUUUAUAAUACAGCUGCCUUCUCUGUCAAAAGUAAUAACGAAGUCACCCGUAAACUUUGGUCAUCAGAAGGAGUGCUACAAAGGGAAAUUUUGAGCCCUUUACUCUUUGUACUGUUUAUUGUCGAUCUUGAAGAUUUUCGGAGAGAAAACGGCUGUGAAGGCAUAAACAUCGACGGCAUAAUCGAUCUACUCUUGCUGUUAUACGCGGAUGAUUUGGCUAUAUUAAGCAGCUCGGAGAAAGAUCUAAAUAAAAAGCUUGACCUCCUCUUUCAAUACUGUCAAGCCAACAAACUUGCUAUAAAUGUCUCAAAAACCAAAAUUAUUUGCUGCUGAAAAGCCGGUAGAAUUCCUAGCCACCUACGUUUCUAUUUCAAGGAUCAAGAGAUCGAUAUUGUGGACAUAUACGAGUAUUUAGGCCUCACUUUUCCAUCCUCCGAGUUCAAUCGGCCAACGGCAGUAAAUCAAUAUAAAUAGCUGUAAAUAUGUUUUUGACUAUUCAAAAAAAUGCCCAGUUUGUAAUCUCGAUGACAAAGACUCUAUUGAACAUUUUUUACUAAGAUGCCCAAUCCUUAAGGAACUUCGAGAACACUAUAUUACCACCAACUUUGGGCCAGCCUCGUCAAUCCAAGACAUUCUUAAUCCUAACUGUAAAUUUUUAAAGGCCAUUUAUCAGUAUGUGCAAAACUGUAUGUCCAAAGCUAUAAAAGUUAAAUAUUUUAAUGAAAAUUGUUAAAACCUCUAAUGUAAAUUUUUAUUGUAGACUGUUUUUUCUUUUAUAUGUAUUGUGAA